AAAAAUAAGUAGUAGUAGAAAAGCCAGAGUAGGGCUACAGCAGCAACAGGACUGCUCCGGUGACACUUCACACUCACACCAUGGCUUCAGACUCACAAUCUAAACUACAGUUGGUUCACAAACACAUUGGAGUGUUUCCAGAUUUUCCAAAGAAAGGAAUCCUGUUCAGAGACAUCUGUCCUCUCCUGAAGGAUCCAGCAGCUCUGACAGCAUCUAUCGACCUCUUUGAAGAACAUGUGAAGAAGAAUUAUCCACAGGUUGAACUGAUAGUUGGCUUAGAUGCUCGUGGUUUCCUGUUUGGGCCUCUGCUCGCCCAGCGGCUGGGGAUUGGAUUCAUCCUGGUCAGAAAGAAAGGCAAACUGCCUGGAAACACUGUGUCUGUGGCAUAUGAACUGGAAUAUGGCCUGGCAGAAGUAGAGAUCCAGGAGGAUGCAGUGUCUCCAGGACAGAAGGUUCUGCUCAUUGAUGAUCUUCUGGCUACUGGAGGGACUCUGUUUGCAGCGUCUGAGCUGAUGAGGAAGCAGCAGGCAGAGGUUCUGGGCUGUAUGGUAGUCAUCGAACUGAAAGAACUUAAUGGAAAGGACAGAUUGAAACCACACUGUGUGUUCUCCCUGCUGCAGUACUGAUGAGCACUGCAGCUGAUCAGCUGUUACACUUGAAACAAGUCUAACAUCAGUUAGUAGGUGUGUCCAAGGAAACAACAAACCUCUUUUUUUAAUUUUUGGAAAUAUGUUUUUGACACGUGAACAAAUCACAUACUGAAUAAUUUUAAUGAUUAAUCCCACACUCACACAUCCUCUAGAGCAGGGCUGUCAAACUCAUUUUAGUUCAGGGGCCACACACAACCACACACAGCCAUAUUUGAUCUCAUGUGGGCUGAACCAUUGAAAACACUAUAUAAUAACCUAUAAAUAACUUUGCAAAGUUAUCCAGUGGACCAGAUUGGACCCUUUGGCGGGCCGAAUCUGGCCCACGGGCUGUAUGUUUGACACCCCUGCUGUAGAGGAAAUAUAAUUUUGAGAAAUAAUCAAUUUCACACAGCUAAAUCAAAGAGAAACAAAGACAGUAAGUUCAUUGAUAAGGAAAACAAACACAUAGAAUAUAGACAUAAAAUCACUCUUAUCCCACAGUGAAUAGAAGUUGGAAUGACUCAAGUUUCCCAAUUUGUUACAUAGAUUAUCAAAGUCAAUCAGAAAAGAUUUUGACUUUGAUUAUCUUUAUGAUUAUUACACCUUUUUGUUAUUUAAUUCAUAUACUGUACAGUUAUGCAACUGGUACUAAAAUGCAUUUUUAAAUGUUCUAAUUAAUUUGUCCAUGUUAGUAGUUACUAAUAACCUGGUUGCAGCAGCUUGAGCUUUACCAAGCAUACUUUGGACCUAUGGCAAGGAGAAACGUUUAUAUGGACACUGUUUAGAGUCUUAAUGUCUUUGAGUGUCUAAAAUAUUUUCUCAUGUCUGUAAUAUGUUGUUCCGUUCAGCUAAUGCAUGCUGGGAUCAUCCAUGUGUGCCUAAAAAUAGGAAGACGUGUAGAGGAUGGAUGGAUUAUUAUGAAAGACAUCACAUGUUUCUCUGCAUGACCAAAUGUUUACUUUUUUUGCAGUUUUUCAUUGUAUUGUAUUUUAUUAUGAUGGAAAAGAUCUGAAUAUACUAAACACAUCUGAAAUAAUAUAAACACUGCUGCUUGAA
Messenger RNA from Scomber japonicus (chub mackerel), 1685 nucleotides. It is a transcript of the gene aprt, whose product is annotated as adenine phosphoribosyltransferase. Gene Ontology annotation, cellular component: cytoplasm. Gene Ontology annotation, biological process: AMP salvage; adenine salvage. The transcript has 5 exons. Bases 81 to 626 code for a protein of 181 amino acids. Gene Ontology annotation, molecular function: adenine binding; AMP binding; adenine phosphoribosyltransferase activity. Lineage: Eukaryota; Metazoa; Chordata; Actinopteri; Scombriformes; Scombridae. The record is from RefSeq and is a predicted model, not a curated record.